GCCGCCGCGUCUGCAGGGAGCGCGAAGAGCAGCCGCGGAGACGAGUGUCUGGAACAACCCUCCGCCGCCUCGGCGUCCACACCGGUCCGGGGAUGCCUGGCUCGUAGGUCCGGUCAGCUCCACGGACAGAGGAGACCGACGACAUGGAGGCAGACGGCGUGAGCAUAUGGCCACGCAUGGAACCCUUCCUACUGGGUGCCUUACAGGUCGCUCCUUCCUCCAAGCUCGGUCUUCACUACCUUCGGAAGAUGGGAACCUACGUGCGAACGCGGGAUGGCUGUUUCCCUGUUUUGGGCUGGCCCAUGUGGAGACACAUCGCUUGCGGAAAGCUACAGCUUCCAGAAGACCUUGCGUGGCUCUACUUUGAGAGCUUUGACCUUCUCAUGGGCCACACUGCCGAGGAGAGGUUGGAGUGGGCAGAGUGUCUGUCGCAGUGCUCUUGCAAAAGUGAGCUGGAGCAGCAAAGGAGCAAGCUGUCGGUGGACACACUGCAGUUCCUCCUCUUCCUCUUCAUCCAGCAGCUGAAUCGUGUGUCUCUGCGAACGUCUCUGAUUGGAGAAGAGUGGCCUAACCAUCGCACUCGCUCCCCGUCUCCAUCAGACCGAGAGGCCAAGACAAGUGCUCAGAACAAGAACUGGGAUGAUCAGGCCCACCUGUCAUUCGUACAAAGCAAUCUGGCAGGGAUUUUGGAGCUGCUGGUGGACCCCGGCCAGCUGUCACAAUCUGGACAAGCCCAAAGAGACUACCAGAUAUCUGUGGAGUCUGUGCGGAGCUUGGGCCUCCUCCUGGAGGGUUCAGCCGGCCACGGAGGAGCCGUUCAGCCCAUCCACCGGCUGCUGACCGAAGGCGAACUCCAGACACAAGCUGGCUACUCCCCCCAGAGCCGCUCCUUCCCUCUGCACAAGCUCCUGUCUUGUCUCCAGCGCAGCCUCGGUCUCAACCCCUUCGGGAUCACCUCCUGCCUUCGCUCAGGAAAGAAACUAGCCUGGGCGCAACAAGUGGAAGGGGCCAUGAAGAGAGCCAAGAUAAGCAGAAACACCCACACAGCUCCACCUGGCAGUAAGAUGGUGCUUAUGUCCCAGGUCUUCAAACAAACUCUGGCUAAAACCUCAGACAAAUUGACCGGUGCCAACAUUAAAAUCCACAGAUGCUCUGAUGCCUUUAUUUACCUGCUUUCACCUCUCAGAUCUGUGAGUUUAGACAAAUGCCGUAACACCACCGUGGUUCUGGGUCCCGUGGAGACCAGUAUUCACAUGCACUGCUGCCAGAAUGUCAGGUUGGUUUGUGUGGCCAGAAGAAUCGCAGUCGGAGCCUCUUCCCGUUGCACCGUCCACGCCCUGACACCCAGCCGCCCGCUGCUCCUGCCUGGAAACACAGACAUCACCCUAGGUCCUUACCACACUUUCUACCCCUCCCUGGAGGACCAUAUGGCCAGCGUGGGCUUGGCGGUGGUUCCCAAUGUCUGGGAUCAGCCCUUGCUUUGGGCUACCGAUUGCCUUGCCAACUCUUCGCUCAACACGUCCUCCAGCCCAGACACUGCCUGCUAUCGCCUGCUGCCGCCAUCACAGUUUCACACCCUGGUUGUGCCGUACCAGAUGGAGGGGGAUACGUGCGAGGUGCCUGGCGGGCUGCCUCCUGCCUACCAGGAAGCUGUGAAUGAAAAGCAGAAGAGGAUACAGACCUGGCAGAAAACGGUGAUGGAUGCCCGACUCACCAAGGAGCAGAAACAACAAUUCCAGGAGCAGGUGGAGUUAAAGUUCCACGAGUGGCUGAUAGAAACGGGGCACCGGCAGGAACUUGACAGCCUGAUCCCGCCAGUGAUAACCUCUGUUAAGGACUUGGACAGAGCAGAAAAGGACACCGGCCGAGUUAAACCAACCAAACCGACUGAGACCGAAGAAACGGGACAGCCGCCCGUGGUUCAUUGAAUUAUUGUGUUAAUUUUGUUUUGGGGCAUAUUUUCCCGAAGCCGGUGAACUGAAACAGCCUGGCAGUGACCACAGACAGGUCAGACGGGCGUGAAGCUGCCGGUUCAGUUUUCAUAACAACCUGGGGUGUGGACAUCUCACCAAUUUCCUCCCAACAAAAGGCAGCUACACCUUUUAUCCCAUGCUGAGGAGGGAGUGGAGCAGAAUGUUGCAGAACAACUUGGUGCAAGUCAAUCUUAUGAGACUGAAGACACGGGGGUGGGGCACAUGUUUAGCUUUUAAAGGAAGAAGAUUUCUGAAAAUAUGCUGAAAAUAGGAAAGUCAAACUUUAGGAGAAUUGUGCUAUAAAUAAAAAUCUAUUUUUUUUUUAUUUCAAGUGGGAAAUUGAGGUGUUCUGCAAGUUCAAAGCAUUUUGAAGCGUUUUGGAGACUUGACAUCACUUGGGUCCUCAUUGGAGGUUGCUGCGCUGAGGCUCGGUGUGGCUUAGGCCUGCAAGAACCACAAAUGCCUUUGUCUAUAAAGUCACAGCCAUUAUUUCUUUUUUCCGACAGACUUCCUUUUGGUAAAUAACUAACUUUGUAUUCUCAGAGAGGGAAACCUAAGUAGAGAGCCACGGAGAACAUUGAACAUAUUUAAUUGUUUGGGUGGAAAGAAGAUGCUUGUGCACCCACAGCUCAGGUCAUAGUAUUUAUUAGAAUAGUAGAAAAUAAUUUAAGACUUUUGUUUCUUAAUUUUCUCCUUUCUUUGAAAAGAUUAGGCAACAUUGUUGGGGAUGUGUCCUAAUUGUAUUUUUGUAUGAAUAUAUAUGUAAUUAUCAGUUCUGAAAGAUAAUUCCAAUAAUUCUGUCCUACUCAGAGCAAGUUUGAACAUUUAAAACUUCCAAGUGUACUUAAGCCAGUUCUUCACAUUUGGCAUUACAGCCUGUUUGAUUUAAUUACAUUUUUUUUUUGUUUACAUAAUGUAUGUGUAUUAUAUGGUUUUCGAAAAGAAUAUGAUGUUACUGUAAAACUUGUGCACUUUUCUGCUGGUGUUUACAAGCAACAAUCCUCAUCUGCUGUACGAAGAGGACAAACUGGUCCUGGCAAAAUAGAUAAUAAAAGUUCU
This is a messenger RNA of Cololabis saira (Pacific saury), 3032 nucleotides long. It is a transcript of the gene tbccd1, whose product is annotated as TBCC domain containing 1. Lineage: Eukaryota; Metazoa; Chordata; Actinopteri; Beloniformes; Belonidae. The record is from RefSeq and is a predicted model, not a curated record. Gene Ontology annotation, cellular component: spindle pole centrosome. The transcript is spliced from 9 exons. Bases 144 to 1928 code for a protein of 594 amino acids. Gene Ontology annotation, biological process: maintenance of centrosome location; maintenance of Golgi location.